Molecule: messenger RNA, 2697 nt
Organism: Mustela lutreola (European mink)
Lineage: Eukaryota; Metazoa; Chordata; Mammalia; Carnivora; Mustelidae
Gene: LAIR1
Product: leukocyte associated immunoglobulin like receptor 1
Exons: 9
Coding region: 188-970 (260 amino acids)
Source: RefSeq, a predicted model, not a curated record
GUUCCUCAGUCCAUCUCAUUCGUUCAAAGAGGGGGAAGGAUAGGAGAGAAGUCUCCCCUUUGUGGGAGGCUCCUGCUGAUGUCAAAACCCCACGAUGUGCCCCAGCUGACAUCCUGUCCUUUAUUAGCUGCGGGCUCUGUCCUCUCCCCCGCCAGCUCUGGACAGUGCAGGCUAUAAGGGGCUGGGCAUGUCUCCCCAUUUGACCACCUUCCUGGCCCUUGCGCUCUGCCUGAGCCAAGCACUCCACGCACAGCACGGGGUCCUGCCCAGACCCUCCAUCUGGGCAGAACCAGGCCCUGUGAUCCCCCGGGGGCAGCCUGUGAACAUCGUGUGCCAAGGACCCGCUGAGUUUGCCACAUUCCGCCUGCAGAAGAAGGGAACAAGCUCAUAUAAAGAUGAGAACAACCCAGGGCAGGAGACGCAGGCCAGGUUCACCAUCGCCGAGGUGGAUGAAGACACUGCCGGGCUCUAUCACUGCCGCUAUCAUACCUAUGCCAUCUGGUCUGAACCCAGUGAGGACCUGAAGCUGGAGGUGACAGGAGACUCACAGAUACAGGAGGAAGACAGUAACAGUCCAAGUCUGUCGACAGAGCAUGUUUUUAUCCUCACUGGGGUCUCCGUGGCCUUGUUCCUUUGUGUCCUCCUCCUGGCCCUCAUCUUCCUCUAUUGUUGGCACCAGAAAAAACACAGGACCCCCGGCUGUGAAGGUGAGGAGCAGAGGCCCCAGGAGAGGGUCAGCCCGGCCGUUGACAUGCUAGAGAGGACACCAGAUCUGGCCACAGUCGACAGACUUCCUGAAAAGGACGGGGAAAUGCGUGCCCCCACCCCGACAGCAGGAGACCCCCUGGACGUGACCUAUGCUCAGCUGGACCAGCGCAUCCUCGCACAGAGGACAGCCCAAGCCGCACCCCCACGGUCCAUGGAGCCCACGGCUGACUUCAGCACAUAUGCAGCCCUCGCAGGACACUGACUCUAGGCCCAGCUGGCUUCUGCCCCUUGACACACAGGAAGCCAUUCCCGCAGAAGCGUGGAUUGGCCAUUUGGAGGGCCUCCAAGUGGGAUCAUCCCUUCCUGGAAAGCCACACAGUCAGAUUUCCUGGAAGCAAGUCAGGAGGCCCCCAGUCAACAUCUAGGAGACUCGGGAGCUGUGUGGUCCCCCCCGAAAAUCAGCUAGAUCAUCAAGAGAGCAUGUAGCACUUACUUCCAAAGACCCAGCUACAGACUCCUGGCUGUCUCCAGAGACCCAGGUAUAGUCACUUGACUGUUUCCAGAGACCCACUAUGGUCCUGCAGUCACGCAGAUGGAUUCCAGAUGUGUCCUAUGCAUCCCUAACUGCCCCCAGAAGUUCUGUUUAAAUUGUCCACUCUGCUGACUCUAAAGACCUUCCAGAAUUCUGAAGCUGACCUUGAACCUAUACUUAGGAAGCAGAUAGCCGAGACCCUGUUUUCUGGACUAUGCUUCUCUUUGUUCAUCAAUAAAAGUUCUCACAGGCCCUCCCUGCAGCAGCCCUGCGCAGGGAGGUUGGUCCUGGUCUCUGCUCAAAGCUCAGAGCAGGAAAAAAAGACAAAGGAUGCAUCAGUGUUCUCUGAACUGAGAGUCCCAGGGAGGCGUGAGGCCGCUGCUGAGGGGACGCGUGCCUGAGCAAACGUGCAGAUGAUACAGCCCUACACUCCACACAUGCACGCACACACACGCAUCCACAAAUAUGUCCAUGCACACACAGAUGCACGCACCUGCACACGUGCACACACGCUAAUGGACAUACAUAUGGACCUUACGAGGGAGCUGGUGAGGCUGUGACUGCGCAGAGAGGACCCCUGAGGCUUUCAGCCCGCGCCACGGAACAUGGUAGCUUCCUGUUUCCUGUCCCCACUCCAGGCCCGUCCACACUGAACGCCUUCUUCAAACACAACAGCACCAUCCAACUCUAAGACCUUGUCCUUCAUGUGGCCUUCACUCCCUCACCCAGCUAACGCCCUUCAAGUUUGGGUUUGGACGUCAUUCUUCCUAACAGGGUUGCAACACCUCCUCCAUGUAAAGUGAGUGUAUCGGCCUCCCACGGCUGCUGCAACAGAUCACUAUACUCUCAGUGGCUUUGGACAACACAAUUUAUUAUCUUACAUUCUGCGUGUCUGAAGUCUGAAAUUGGUUUCUCUGGGCCUAAAAUCAAGGUGUCCACACAGCCACGUUCCUUCUGGAGGCUCAAGGGGAGAAUCCAUUUGGUGACCUUUUCCAGCUUCCAGAGUCUCCUGCCUCCCUUGGUCCGUGGCCCCUUCCUCCAUCCUCCGGGAGCUCUGUGGCAUCUUCAAUUCCUGCUCUGGUUAGGACUCCUGCUUUUGUGAUGCCUCCUUCCCCUUCCUCUGAUCCCCUUGCCUCCCUCUCAUAAAGACCCUCGUGCUCACAUUGGGACCACCAGACAAUCCGGGAGCGUCUCCGCUCUCCAAAUCCUAAAGUCGCUGACACCAGUAAGAAACCCAUUUGCCACGUGAGGUAAUGUGUCAGGCAGCAUGCAAAUGGGCUCGUCUCCCACUAGUCUGCAAAAUGCUGGAUGUCUGACGGUCUAAUUUCCGUGCCCCCAGAGUGACUCUGUGGAACAGAAUCUGCUGUACCCUUUGUACUGGCCAUGUUUCAGGUGUCUGCAAACUGGACCUCUGUCCUAUGUGUGUGUCCUAAACACGACCUAAGUCACUGCGUUGA